AUGAAUGAACAAAAUAUUGGAACAUUUUUAUCAUCCGAUAAAUUACGGUCGAAAAUAAUAAAUGAAGGUGAAGAAAAUCGUGUAGAAGUUAAUCAACGAAUGUUAAUUGAUAAAAUGUUGGCACGUUAUUCAUCUGAAUUUGUUGUUUAUCGAGAAUUGAUUCAAAAUUCGGAUGAUGCUCAAUCAACAUCAUUUACUCUUGAAAUAACUUGUGAUUCAUCGACUGCAAAAAUAAAUUAUCAAUCGGUUAAUAAAGAUCAUUUAUCCGCUAAUCAAAGAAGGAAGCCAAAGGUGUUAGCAGGUAUUGGACAAGUACUAAAAAAUCAUGGGAAAACAAAAACAAUAAAUUCCAAUAAAGAUUUGAAUGAUAAUUCAUUAAAUAGUCAAUAUCAUCCAUGUGAAAAUGAUUUUAAUAAUUGUAUAAUAACUGAAAUUCGUACGAUAAACAAUGGAAAUGUAUUUAGUGAAGAUGAUUGGAAACGAGUUAUAACUAUAGCUGAAGGAAAUACAAAUGUUGAUGCUAUUGGGCAAUUUGGUGUUGGAUUUUUUUCAGUUUUUUCAUAUUCCGAACAGCCAAUGAUUCAAUCUGGCAAAACUUGUUUAGCAUUUUCAUGGCAAAAUGGAAAAUCAUUAACAACAUUUCGUAAGGAAUUAUCCGAUGAUCAACAAUCAUUUUCAACUUCAAUUAUUCUUAAAAUGAAAAAUAAUUAUAUUUUAAAAACAAAAUCAACAUUAGAAAUCAAUGAAACACAUAAUGAUAUUCAUGCAUCAACAAAAUCAAACAAAAAUACUCUUACAAAUGAAAUUGUAUCUACAAUGGAUUUAACACAACUUAAAGCUUUUUUUACAAAAGUUCUCUCUUUUACUAAAUAUAUCAAUGAAUUAAUCAUUAAAAUAAAUGGAUUAACGGUUUUUCGAGUUAAUAAAACAAAACAAACUUUAUCAUCAACCAAAUUAUCAUUAGUAGUAAACAGACUUACCUCAAAUAAUACACAUAAUUUACUUCGUUUUAAUUCAUUUAUACAAACGGAACAAAAAUUUUCUAUUCACAAAGGUCCAUCAAUAAUACUUAAUCAUAUUGAUGUUCACGCUGAAUUAAUUAUUGAUAAAGAUUUCCAUGAACAACUUCGAAAUGUUUUGAAAAAAAGUUUACCUUCAAUUUUACAUAUUCAAUUUUUAUUUCCAUCAAAUAAAAUACUUCAAGAACAACAAUGGAAAUCAUUAACAAAUAAUAAUUUAAAUAAUCAAAUAUUAAAAGAAUUAAUUCCAUUAAAAUUUCAUGAUCAAGAAAUUCUUCCAUCUGGUCAAAUAUUUAUUGGUUCAGCAACACAUCAAACAACAGGUAUUGGUAUGCAUUUAUUUACUCAUUUUAUUCCAACAGUUGAACGUGAAAAUAUUGAUCUGCAAGAUCCAUAUAUUUCCAUUUGGAAUGAACAACUUCUAAUAUCAGUUGGCAAAAUUAUUAGAUGUAUUUAUGAUCAAAGUAUUCUUGAUGUUGUUAAUAAUAUUCAACAGGAAACAAACCAACAACUCGAGCUUUUUCUAGCUUCUUAUGCAUUUCAACCAUCAGCACCACAUAAAGAUAUUGGCAAUCUCCUUCUUGAUGGAUUUUUUUUAUCGAAUGAAGAUAUUCUGGUUCCAGUAAAGCGAUCUCCAUCGGAUAAUCAUCUUUCAUUGAUUUCAUCGACAGAAGCUUUUUUGACAAAUUCUAAACAUAUUGAAGCAUUUCUUCAUGUGCCUCUUGUUCCUUUUGCUAUUGGAAAAAAUAAUUUUUUUGAAGUUUUAAAAGACCGUCAAUGGAUUGAAGAAAUCGAUAAUGAAACAAUUUUAGUUAAAAUUCAUCAAUCAAUUUUUUUAUUUAAUGAAUUUAUUGAAUUACUUCGUUGGUUAUGUAAAUAUGAUAUUAAUAAUAAUAAAUCUGAUAUAAAGAAUGUUCUUUCGAAAAUACAUUAUCGCGAAACCCAUCAAUCAUCUGUUAUUAAAUUAGAAAAUAUUGAAUUUUAUAAUACUCUAAAUACAGGUUCUCUACCACUGCCAUCAAAUGUAUUACCAUCGAAUAUAGCUGAUCAUAUAUCUCAUGAAGACUUACAAACACGAUUAUCAUUAUCAACAAUAUUACCGAAGAAUUUUGUUAAAUAUUAUCUCGAUGAAAAUCAACAGCAACUUUUUCAUAAUGAAAAUACAUCUAAAAUUCUUCUGAGUGUUAUUUGUCAGCAUUGGAAUCAAUUCAAUGAAACUGUAUCAAAUAAAAUAAAAAUUAUUUUAUCUAGCAUGAAAUGUAUUCCAACAGGUCAAGGUAUGAAAUCACCAAAUGAGUCAUAUAUUCGAUCAUCAAAUUUAUCUCCUGAUUUACCUAUAAUUACACUUUAUAUUCCACAACUUGAACAAGAUAAUUAUCAAAAAGAAAUACAAGAAUCAACAGAU
Molecule: messenger RNA, 2424 nt
Organism: Rotaria sp. Silwood2
Lineage: Eukaryota; Metazoa; Rotifera; Eurotatoria; Philodinida; Philodinidae
Source: the annotation of a GenBank genome assembly